UGUUUCCGGGUGGUUACGAUGGCUGCUGCUGGAGGGAGGAUGGCUGGCGAUUCGGAGUUUCUUUUACGUUGGUGUCAGAAAGAGUUGGUGCAGAAGUUCGGCCUGGAAGUAAACGAGGAAUUGAUUCAGUAUAUUUUGUCAAUGGAAAGUGCAGAAGAAAUUGAAGAGUAUGUUGCCGACUUGUUGCAAGGGACUGAUGGAAAGAAGCGACUUUUCACCAGUGAGCUGCUGAAAAGGUGGAAGCAGUCACGAGAAUCACCGACUCCUGGUCAAGGACAAUUAUACAGGAAAAAAGAUGAUGUUUCAGAUUUCUCAAAAUCAAGUGACCAGCUCAAGAAGUCUAAGCGGAAAGGCCGGAACAAGCAGGAGCCGCUGCCUAUUUCUGAGCAACAGCCUCCGGCUGAAGAAGUUAAAACACCAAUGGAUCUGGUAAAGGCACAGGAGGCUACUCCUUCAACCAAGAAGACAAAAUACUUGUCCCUGUACUCAAAAGAGGGUGAGGACAGACUUGCAGUGAUCCUCCCAGGUCGCCAUCCCUGUGAGUGUUUGGGACAGAUGCACAAGCUCAUCAACAACUGCCUGGGCUGUGGCCGCAUUGUCUGUGUGCAGGAAGGCUCGGGACCCUGCAUGUUUUGUGGAAUGCUGGUUUGCACAAAAGAGGAGCAAGAGAUCCUUGUCCAUGACUCCAACAAGAGUCAGAAAUUGCGCAAGAAACUCAUGGGAACUGCAGGUCCAGAUGUGUCACUGAAUCCGGAUACCUUUGAGAGGGACCUGCUGCCCCAUCAGGAAGUGGUUCUGAAGGCCGGGCUAGAGAAAGCCAUUAAACACAAAGACAAACUAUUGGAGUAUGAUAAAACCAGUGCUCGUCGCACCCAAGUCAUUGACGAUGAGUCUGAUUACUUUGCGGCAGAUACCAACCAAUGGCUCUCCAAACAGGAACGAGAGGCAUUACGCAAGAAAGAAGAAGAAUUGAGAGAAUUACGACAUGCAUCCCGUCGAACAAAGAAGAUCACAAUAGACUUUGCUGGAAGGCAAAUCUUUGAGGAAGAAGGAUCAUUAGAUCAGUACUAUAGCAGAUUGGAUGAUCUUGUAGAAGAAAUGAAGUCUGAAACACAGAGUAAUACCUCCUCUGACAAGUGGGACAAACAGAGUAGACAACAGCAGCAUUUGAGUGAACUGGUCAACCCCAAUAUCAUUCAGUCUCCUCCUGUUUGGGUGGAAGUGACUGGUACAGGCUCUCAACGGAGAGGGAUUGACAGCCACGUGGAGAGCAGAGGUAACACAAUGGGCUGUGAGAGGUCUCGACUGCGGAUCCAAGACCGAGAGUUGCUGGAGAUUUCUGAUGAUGGAAUGUGCCUCAGUAUGCAUCAGCCAUGGGCUUCACUGCUUAUUAGAGGAAUCAAAAAGGUGGAGGGCAGGACCUGGUACACAUCCCACCGAGGUCGGCUGUGGAUUGCGGCAGCUGCAAAAAGACCUUCACCACAGGAAGUGACAGCAGUUGAAGCAACAUACAGGACAAUGUAUGGCAGAGAUAUUGAAUUUCCCAAGGACUACCCAACUGGCUGCCUGUUGGGCUGUGUGGAUCUGAUAGACUGUGUAUCUCAAGAGCAGUACCAUGAACAGUUUGCAGAUCAGGAGAGUGGAUCUCCCUUUGUAUUUAUUUGUACCAAUCCACAGGAACUUCUGGUGAAAUUUCCACUGAAAGGAAGACACAAGAUCUGGAAAUUGGAUUCCAAGAUUCAUCAAGGAAUGAAGAAGGCAUUAUUGCGACAAAAACAGAUUACAUAGUGGAAAGAAAAACAAACCAGGAAUCUGACUUAAUUAGGAUUGCCUUGUGGCAGUGAAGUCCCAUAGCUGGUAACCAAAAUGUAUACUGUAAAAUCUAUACCAACUCUGCCAAUGAUGUGAAGUUCCAAAAUCUGACACUCUUCCACUGCAUUAACCAGCAGCCUGACACUCAUGACCCAGAAAUUUCAAAGCCUUAAUAUUUAAGAUUAUUUAAAAAUGAAAUUCAAAAACUUGCUAUUAUUAAAGAGAAGACUGUUCAGAAACAUGCAUUGCAUACAAGUAAUCCUACCACUAGAUUUAGCAAUUCACAACUGGUCGAUUUAUUUAAUUUGAUUAAAAUAGUUAAUGAUGGCUGAAA
Hypanus sabinus (Atlantic stingray) is the source of this 2146-nucleotide messenger RNA. RefSeq names its product thyroid hormone receptor interactor 4 (gene trip4). Gene Ontology annotation, cellular component: nucleus. The transcript has 13 exons. The record is from RefSeq and is a predicted model, not a curated record. Gene Ontology annotation, molecular function: zinc ion binding; transcription coactivator activity. The coding region runs from base 19 to 1788 and encodes 589 amino acids. Lineage: Eukaryota; Metazoa; Chordata; Chondrichthyes; Myliobatiformes; Dasyatidae. Gene Ontology annotation, biological process: positive regulation of DNA-templated transcription.